Pogoniulus pusillus (Red-fronted tinkerbird) is the source of this 5603-nucleotide messenger RNA. RefSeq names its product ret proto-oncogene (gene RET). The coding region runs from base 605 to 3922 and encodes 1105 amino acids. Gene Ontology annotation, biological process: homophilic cell-cell adhesion; positive regulation of kinase activity; protein phosphorylation. NCBI's taxonomy places the organism in Eukaryota, Metazoa, Chordata, Aves, Piciformes, Lybiidae. The transcript has 23 exons. The record is from RefSeq and is a predicted model, not a curated record. Gene Ontology annotation, cellular component: axon; plasma membrane; signaling receptor complex. Gene Ontology annotation, molecular function: calcium ion binding; transmembrane receptor protein tyrosine kinase activity; ATP binding.
GCAGAAAUGGAUGCAGCACUCCAGAAGAAAUGGAGCAGAGUUUUCUGAAAGCAUACCAUGGACCUUGUAGAAGUUUGAUCAUACUUGUUGAACCGUGGCCACAGUGUCUGGGUCCUCCCUGAAAGCUCAGAUUUCCCUCUUAUGCAUAGCACAGCCUGGAGAGAAGGUUAAAAUGAAGAUUUAUAAUUAGUGAUGCAAGGUUCCCUUCAAGUACUGAAAGGCUUCAGUGAGCCCCUGGGUCAAUUUCUUCAGCUCCUCUGGACCCACUCCAACAGGUUAAUGUCCUUCUUGUGCCAAAGGUUCCAGAAUUGAAAGCAGUACUUCAGAGCACAAGAGGUACUAACACUGCUGAGGAGACGAAGGUGCUUUUACCCGACGAGGGAUCCAGGAGAACCGACGGAAGGAGGCGGCGGAGAAGCAUCCUGAGGCGGCAUCCCGGCGCGGUCUGUCCCGUCCUUGGCACGUCUUGUCGCGGCUGGCUGCCGCUUCCCGGGCUAUGGGCCGGCCCGACUGAGAUCCGCGGGGACCGACCCGCAUUUUGCCCGGCGUUGCGCGGAGCGCCGGCGGCCGAGACGGGUCGGCAGGAGCGCACACUUGGGGGAAGAUGCCUUUGGCGGGGUGGACGGCGGCCGGGCUCCUCCUCUGCGGGGCUGCCUUUGGUCUCUACUUCCCCAGGAAAGAGUACUCAGAGAAUGUCUACAUUGAUCAGCCAGCAGGUACGCCGCUCCUGCGCAUCCAUGCCUUGAGGGAUUCGCACGGGGAAGUGGCCCACUUCCACCUCUGCCAGAACCUUGUAAUUUCACGAGCAAGAUCCCAUGAAAACCAUUGGUUUCAAAUCAGAGAAAAAACAGGACUUCUCUGCCUCAGCAAAAGCCUGGAUAGAGAAGACUUCAACAUGUUGUCUGUAGGAAACUCGAUGCAAUUAUCAAAGGUGAUGCUGUAUGUCUUCCUUUCACCCCAUCCUUUCCAAGAGAAGGAAUGCGACUCUGCUACACGUACCACUGUUUUCCUCUCCUUGAUCAAUGCUUCUGCCCCAGUUUGCAGUUCCCUGACAGCAAGGCAGCUUUGCUUCACAGAAAUGGAUCUCUCCUUUCACAUCAAGGAGAAUAAACCACCUGGCACAUUUCAUCAGCUUCAGUUACCCUCAGUUCAUCAUCUGUGUCAGAAUCUCAGCAUUUCCUACAAACUGCUGGCAGCUGAAGGCUUGCCCUUUCGAUACAACGAGAACACCACUGGUGUGAGUGUGACACAGCGCCUAGAUCGAGAAGAGAGAGAGAGGUACGAGCUGAUCGCCAAGUGCACCGUGAGGGAAGGCUUCCGGGAAGCGCAGGUUGAGGUGCCCUUCCUGGUGAAUGUCUUGGAUGAGGACGACUCUCCUCCCUUCCUUCCCAAUGGCACUGAUACUGCAGAUGCUGUUGUGGAGUUCAAUAGGAAAGAGGGAACAGUUCUUGCAACACUAAUUGUAUAUGAUGCAGACACCACACCUAUUUAUCCCCUUGAAAGCAGCAGAAAGAAAUACACAGGAAUGAUCAUUACUGAUGAUCCCUGGAUAAGUGAAACGUUCCGGGUGGAGCAUGUCUUUGAUGAAAUCCACUUCAGCCCAAACGGCAGUCAAGUGAGAGGAACUCGACAUGAGUACAAGCUGGUACUGAAUAAAAGUAUUUCAGUCACAGACCAUCGUUCGUUCCAGCUGGAUGUUUUGGUGAACGACACAGAAUUUCAUGGCCCAGAAAGAUCAGUCAUGCUUCAUUUCAACGUCUCCAUCCUCCCUGUCAGCAUUCAGUUUCCAAACACAACUUACCAGUUCUCAGUGAACAGAAAUGCUGAACGCUUUGCACAAAUAGGAAAAAUCUGCAUUGAAAAUUGUAUGAAAUUCCGUGGUGUGAACAUCACCUACAAGUUACUGUCCCCCAAUAUAAGCUGCUAUCCUGUCAGCAUACUUCAAGGCCGAGAGGACAAGUUUGGAAGCCUUUAUGUGAACGAUUCCUCUGUGCUGAGCAGACCUGAAUGCAGAGAAAUACAAUACACUAUUCAAGCUACAGACAAGCAGAGCAGGAAACAUGCCAAAACUCUCCUCACUAUUGUAUUGGAAGGAACUCUUCUAAGGAAAGAAGAGGACUGCCCUGACUCUUGUGCUCAGAGUAAGCACCAUGCCGAAUGUGAAGAGUGUGGUGGCCUAGGCGUGCUAACGGGAAGAUGCCAGUGGAGACAGGGAAGUGGAAAAGGGAUCACCACAAAUUAUUCCACAUGCACCCCAAGUAUCAAGACUUGCCCAGAUGGCAUCUGUGACGUGGUUGAGAGCAAGGAACCAUCUGUGUGCCCCCAGGACUGCACAAGUGGAAACAUUAUUGGUGGUCAUGGGAAAGGCACUGGAAAUCUUGGAAUUAAGUCAGGACAUGGGAUUUGUUACUGCUUCCCAAAACAGAACUGUUAUUGUGAGAAAGAUGAUAUCAAGGAGCAACUUUGUGAUGACAUGUGCAAGACUGUGAUAGCAGGGGCAGUGCUGGUGUCCUUCAUCAUCUCUGUGAUGCUUUCUUACUACUUCAUCCAUCGUUACCACAAGAAUUCUCCAAAGCCUCCUAUUGCCUCAGCAGAAAUGACGUUCCGGCGCCCAGCCCAGUCCUACCCCAUCAGUUACUCUUCAACCAACGUCCGACGGCCUUCUUUAGAUUCCAUGGAGAACCAGGUGUCUGUAGACACUUUCAAAAUUCCAGAAGAUCCAAAAUGGGAAUUCCCUCGGAAAAACCUAGUUCUGGGCAAGACUCUUGGAGAAGGAGAAUUUGGAAAGGUCGUCAAGGCGACGGCAUUCCGCCUGAAGGGAAGGGCUGGCUACACCACCGUAGCGGUGAAAAUGUUAAAAGAAAACGCUUCCCAGAGUGAGCUGCGAGAUCUACUUUCAGAGUUCAACCUCUUGAAACAGGUGAACCACCCUCAUGUCAUCAAACUUUAUGGAGCCUGCAGUCAAGAUGGCCCACUCUAUUUAAUUGUGGAGUAUGCUAAAUACGGCUCCUUGCGCAGCUUCCUCAGGGAGAGUCGAAAAGUAGGACCAAGCUAUGUGGGUAGUGAUGGCAACAGAAAUUCCAGUUAUUUGGACAACCCUGAUGAGAGAGCCUUGACCAUGGGAGAUCUGAUCUCGUUUGCGUGGCAGAUAUCCCGAGGAAUGCAGUACCUUGCAGAAAUGAAGCUUGUCCAUCGGGAUUUAGCAGCCAGAAAUGUACUGGUGGCAGAAGGACGCAAAAUGAAGAUUUCUGACUUUGGCCUCUCCCGUGACGUGUAUGAAGAAGAUUCAUAUGUCAAGAGGAGCAAGGGUCGGAUACCUGUUAAGUGGAUGGCCAUAGAGUCCCUCUUUGAUCAUAUCUAUACAACACAAAGUGAUGUAUGGUCAUUUGGAGUUCUGCUAUGGGAGAUUGUAACAUUAGGAGGCAAUCCCUACCCAGGUAUUGCUCCUGAAAGACUCUUUAACCUCCUAAAAACAGGCUAUAGAAUGGAGAGACCAGAAAACUGCAGUGAAGAAAUGUACAACUUGAUGUUGCGCUGCUGGAAGCAAGAACCCGAUAAAAGACCAACAUUUGCUGAGAUCAGCAAGGAAUUAGAGAAAAUGAUGGUGAAGAGUAGGGACUACUUAGAUCUUGCGGCUUCCACACCUUCCGAUUCCUUACUUUAUGAUGAUGGGCUCUCAGAAGAGGAGACACCACUCGUGGACUGUAAUAAUGCUCCCCUCCCUCGAACCCUCCCUUCCACAUGGAUUGAAAACAAACUCUAUGGCAUGUCAUACCCGAACUGGCCUGAGGAGAGCCCCGUCCCACUCACAAGAUUCGAUGGCACUAACUCUGUGUUUUCAAGAUAUGCAAAUGAUAGUGUAUAUGCUAACUGGAUGGUUUCACACUCAGCGGCAAAAUUUAUGGACAAGUUUGAUAGCUAAAAUUUUCUUUGUGAAAGGUAAUGGACUACUGAGGGGGAACAAAGAUGCAAAGAAUGGAAAGUCCGCUGGCGCAUUCUUUGUGCAAUCAACUUCUCAAUUGGCAAAGCCUUUUUCUGGUAGCUUCUCAAAUGUGUUAGAAAUGCUGAAGACGAUAAUUGGUGAUUUCCCCUUUCAGGAAACAUAUCAGGCUGGAUAAGAGUCGUAGUUCCAGUACUUCUUUCUAGGUUGCUGUUUGGCAACUUACUGCAAAUGGCCUUGUUCUUAAUUCUUGCUUUAUUUCAGACUUGGCUAUCCUGUGUUACAGCUUUCUUGGAUGGAAAAAUGUACUUGAACUACUACUUUUAUAGUGGCUGUUUCCAUACAACCACUUGAUCUAUGUAGGAAGCACAAACAAUAUAUGGAAGGGAGGGGGGAAACAGGGUCCCAAAUUACUGAGCUUGCUGUGAGAAGUGUUACAAUGAUGACAGCACUAACAAAGCCAGUAUCUUUGUUUGGAAGCAAACAUUAAGUAACUCAGUAGAGGACUUGAGAUUCAACAUUUGAAGUCUUGUAAAAUGUAUUGUCUUGUCUUAAUGAGAAGAGAGUUUGUUUCACUAGUCUUAACUUCUCUUACCUUUAGCACAAUGAAGAUAAGUUUGAUACAAGAUAAGCUGUACAGACUGAUGGCAAUCAAGAGUGUUCAUCUGACACAAUUUAUUUUCCAUCAACUAUAUCUUACUAAUGUUAAAAUGUAGAAUCUUGUACAACCAUAAUUCCUCUUAUGAGUUUGGCAUAGAAUGUACAACAUCUUUACGUUGACUUCAGACAAGGAGAUUUUGUUUGCAGUCACGUUCAGUAGAUUGGAGUCCUCUCGGCUCCAAACUGGAUACAUUGCCAUACACAGGACACUUCCAUGAUGUAACUCCAAAUAAACCUUUUGCUUUGAAACUCAUGACUAAACAACACUUGCACAGCGAAAUUGGUCUAAAACCCUGCUGUUAAUCAAACUGUACAAGGAAAAUGUCAUCAGAGUUUGUUACGGGGAAACACAAAACUGUUGUGCUUACAACGCUGACUCGAGAUGUUGGAGGAUGAUCAGAAUGUGGGUCAUGUGUUGUGUGUGGACAAGUAAAUGAUCAGCACUGCUUUUGUUUUUAUUUGUAAUCUAAUAGGGUUAAGGAUAACUUUUUGUUUGCUACAGAUGUUGGGAUCUAAAUCCCGAGUGACUUCUUGUUAGCAUUGUGAUGGUUGUUCUAAAUAAUCCAGUUCUACCAGAGCUUGCUCCUGUCACCUACAUUCCAAUUUAGCUGUUUUCAAAUGUUGUUUUGUGUAUCAACUUUGUUUCCAUUAAAGUUUGUGAUUUCAGAAACGAGAGUCAAACUGCCAAAACCUGAACACAGAUGUUCAUUUUACAAAAAAACAGGAUAUAAAGUGCCAUGCUGGAAUUUAAACACCUUCACUGGUGGGUAUCAUACUUCAUCCUGUCCUGGUUUCAGACAAGCACUGGGCAGUGUGAUUCCCCCCCCCCUUUGUACAAACAUUAGCCAUGUUGUGUAAUGCUUAUGUACAGUGAACAGAUAAGGCUAUGUAUACAGGAGUUCAGUUGUGAUAUAACAAUGAUCUUCACUGGCACUGCAUACUUUUAAAAGCACUGAAAAUUAAGCCCAUUUUUAUAUGUUUUUUUUUUUUUGUUUUCUGUUCA